AAAAAAAAAAAAAAGAAAGAAAGAAAGAAAGAAAGAGAAAUGUGUUCUGCAUUGUUUGACUUGGUGGAACUGUGUUGCACAAACCUUUUUCUGGGGGACACGUUGAGUGGGGUGGGUGGAAGAGGGUGUGGAGCCGAACUGAUUUUGCAAUUUAAAUAAUCUGCCUUCUUUCAAGCUACCUGAAACGUCCAAAGAAACAAGUUUUAGUUUAACUGAUGAAAAUGCAUGCUGUCACACCCACCCAAAACACUCCUCUAGAUCUGAACUUUUUCAUCGAUUCUCCAAAUCUAUUCUUCCUGCCUCAGCGCCGGCUUUUCCUAACACCCUUCAGUGGGUACCAAUCCUGUCUGUACUGCAAGGAGACUGGUGCUCCCCACGCCUCCUGGGGUUAAUCCUGCAGUCGGGUUUGGGCAUGGACCUGGCGGCCUUGCACCGGAGCAUGCUAGCAGCUGACUGCUGACUCAGAGGGGAAAGCCAGCCACCCGCGAAUCUCUUUGCAGCUCGCUGCUGCAUCCCUAUCCCACAAUCCCUUGCUGCAGUGUGGCUUGCUGCAGUCUUUUCAACAGACGCUGAGAAAAAGAUGUCCUGUAAGAUAAAGAUUGAUUGGUCUGAAUACGGAAGGGGGUCUCCUACUUGUUAAUGACCCAGAAACAUUCCUGCCGACUUUCCUGAGCCUUCUCUCAUUUCCUCCAUUUUUUUUUUCUCUUCCUCUGUCCUGUCCGUGAGCUGGCACAUCUCUACUUAGAGCAGAAGAUAAUGCUGGGCUUCUGAUGAUGGCUGCAUUGCAUGCAGCGUGCAGGGUCGAGGACAGCCGGCCCCCCAUGUCAGUGGUCUAGGAUGGCCAGUGAGGGCGCCAGCAUCCCAAGCCCCGUGGUGCGCCAGAUCGACAAGCAGUUUCUGAUCUGCAGUAUAUGCCUGGAACGGUACAAGAACCCCAAGGUCCUGCCCUGUCUGCACACUUUCUGCGAGAGGUGCCUGCAGAACUACAUUCCAGCCCACAGCUUAACCCUCUCCUGCCCGGUGUGUCGCCAGACCUCUAUCCUGCCUGAGAAAGGGGUGGCCGCACUCCAGAACAACUUCUUCAUCACAAACCUCAUGGACGUGCUGCAGCGAACGCCAGGCAGCAAUGGCGAGGACUCUUCCAUCCUGGAGACGGUCACCGCUGUGGCUGCGGGGAAGCCUCUUUCGUGCCCAAACCACGACGGGAAUGUGAUGGAAUUUUACUGCCAGUCCUGUGAGACGGCCAUGUGUCGGGAGUGCACGGAGGGCGAGCAUGCGGAGCACCCCACGGUGCCACUGAAGGACGUGGUGGAGCAGCACAAGGCCUCCCUCCAGGUCCAGCUGGAUGCAGCCAACAAAAGACUCCCAGAAAUAGAUUCUGCUCUUCAGUUCAUCUCAGAAAUCAUCCAUCAGUUAACUAACCAAAAGGCCAGCAUCGUAGAUGACAUCCACUCCACCUUUGAUGAGCUGCAGAAGACUUUAAAUGUUCGCAAGAGCGUGCUGCUCAUGGAGCUCGAGGUCAACUACGGCCUCAAACACAAAGUGCUGCAGUCGCAGCUGGAUACCCUGCUCCAAGGCCAGGAAAGCAUUAAGAGCUGCAGCAGCUUCACUGCGCAGGCUCUCAACCAUGGCACGGAGACGGAGGUGCUGCUGGUGAAGAAGCAGAUGAGCGAGAAACUGAACGAACUGGCGGACCAAGACUUCCCACUGCACCCGCGCGAGAAUGAUCAGCUGGAUUUCAUCGUGGAAACCGAGGGACUGAAGAAGUCCAUCCACAACCUGGGGACCAUCCUCACCACUAACGCUGUCGCCUCGGAGACGGUGGCCACGGGCGAGGGGCUUCGGCAGACCAUCAUCGGCCAGCCCAUGUCCGUGACCAUCACCACCAAGGACAAAGACGGAGAGCUCUGCAAGACAGGCAACGCGUACCUCACCGCCGAGCUCAGCACCCCCGACGGCAGCGUGGCAGACGGAGAGAUCCUGGACAACAAGAACGGCACCUACGAGUUCCUGUACACCGUGCAGAAGGAGGGGGACUUCACCUUGUCCCUCAGGCUCUACGACCAGCACAUCCGAGGCAGUCCGUUUAAACUCAAGGUCAUCCGCUCUGCCGAUGUGUCCCCCACCACCGAGGGCGUGAAGCGACGAGUCAAGUCCCCCGGGAGCGGUCACGUCAAGCAGAAGGCUGUGAAGAGACCCGCCAGCAUGUACAGCACCGGCAAGCGAAAAGAGAACCCCAUCGAGGACGACCUGAUCUUCCGAGUGGGUACCAAAGGAAGAAAUAAAGGAGAAUUUACAAACCUUCAGGGUGUAGCUGCAUCUACGAGUGGAAAGAUAUUAAUUGCAGAUAGUAACAACCAGUGCGUGCAGAUAUUUUCCAAUGAUGGGCAAUUCAAAAGUCGCUUUGGCAUCCGAGGCCGAUCACCUGGACAGCUACAGCGGCCCACAGGGGUAGCAGUGCACCCCAGUGGGGACAUCAUCAUCGCAGAUUAUGAUAACAAGUGGGUUAGCAUUUUCUCCAAUGAUGGGAAGUUUAAGACAAAAAUUGGAUCAGGAAAGCUGAUGGGGCCCAAAGGAGUUUCUGUGGAUCGAAAUGGGCACAUUAUUGUGGUGGACAACAAGGCGUGCUGUGUGUUCAUCUUCCAGCCGAAUGGGAAGAUAGUCACCAGGUUUGGUAGCCGAGGAAAUGGGGACAGGCAGUUUGCAGGUACCCUCGACGGUCCCCAUUUUGCAGCUGUAAAUAGCAAUAAUGAGAUCAUCGUUACAGAUUUCCAUAAUCAUUCUGUCAAGGUAUUUAAUCAGGAAGGAGAAUUCAUGUUGAAGUUCGGCUCAAAUGGAGAAGGAAAUGGGCAAUUUAAUGCGCCAACAGGUGUAGCAGUGGAUUCAAAUGGAAACAUCAUUGUGGCCGACUGGGGCAACAGCAGGAUCCAGGUCUUUGAUGGCAGUGGAUCAUUUUUGUCCUAUAUCAACACAUCGGCUGACCCCCUUUAUGGCCCCCAAGGCCUGGCCCUAACUUCGGAUGGCCACGUUGUGGUUGCAGACUCUGGAAACCACUGUUUCAAGGUCUAUCGGUACCUACAGUAACAGCGGACACCCCUGCACUGAGGUCUUGCACUAGAAACUGGAAUAGAGUUUUCAAUGUGGGACCAGAUUACAAUAGGACUUUUCAAACUAGGAAGAACCUUCGGUGAACUUCCCGAGAUUAUUUCUGAAUGUAACGAUUUCCUUAAAAACUGCUUAUCCAAUUCCAUAAUUCACUUUUAGGAUUUAAAAAGAACCUCUUCUAUUGAAUCUAUACAAGCUGCGAUGUUUUACACCUGUGAACUAUGGCUCAUAGGACAGGGAUUUAUGUAGUUAAACUAAUUUUGCAAAUCAGACAUUAAAAAGAAUUAGCAUAUCUGUUGACUGGUGAAUGAAUGGUAGCCUUUGCAUCGAGCUUCCAAGAACAAAACUUGUAGUUACCUAUUUUAUUUAACUUUGGUCACAAAACCCAAGGGACCUUCUAACCUCACUUUUACAGUAGAUGCUAUUACUCUGGUGACUUUUUGGAGGGUGGUUAUCAACAACCAUUAUAAAUUACUUUAGAAAAAUCUAAGGCUGUCUUGCAAGAUCCUCCCAGCUCUGACUCAGGGCCCUCUUGAGUUGAGUCAUCAGAAUCAAUGCAAAUUUCUCAACCUUUCUGGGUUCGAUCAAAGAUCUUUCUCGUGUGUCCUCUCUACCUUCUCUUUCUACUCACCUUGCAUCAGAAAAUGAAAUCUAUUUUCAGGAAAACCUGAAAUUCCCGAUGCUUUGGAAGGUUCAUGGCAAAAGCAAGGGGGGGUUGUUAGCUUCAGAUCAACACACUGGAAUGUAAUCAAAAGAACUCAUGUUCAUGCCAUGUGUUCACAUGUCUUUCCUCUUCCACAUCAUGAAAGCGAAAGCUUUACCUCCUGCAAAAUGUCAGCACAUGUAGUCGGACACCAGUGUCCUAGGACAGAGAGCCAUAAGCAGCCCUUUGGAGGACAGAUGGUGUCAACCAAAGGCAUGUGAUUGAUUAUUGACUUCCCCUUAGAGAGCAAGUGUUACCAAAGUUCUGUUGAGCAUUACAGGUAUGGGCAUGUUACGGUUAUUUAUCAUUGUCUAAUGAAUACUAGAGGCGUUAGGGGACAAGUAUACAUGGUUAGGGUAAGAUAGAAUGUAUUAUACUUAUUAUAUAUAUAUACAGCGGAGUCCUUGGUGUGUGGAAAUAGGAAGCACUCGGAAAGGCGGAAGUAUUGCCCAGCCACCCUUCAGCACAUCCCCUCGCUUGCUGCGGUCUGAAGCCGUCCUGGUGGAGCGAGCCUACAGCAGUUCUGAGCCGUUGCCAUUUUCCAGCACGAUGCUGACGCCUGACUUCCAGGCAGCAAAUGACCUUCUUUUGCUCUCAAAAAAAAAGAGAAAGAAAGAAAAAGAAAAAGACAUCUCUAAAAAUUGAGUUUGAGUUACCUUUCAUUCAAGUAUAAAUACAUUUUGAGAAGUAUUUCCUGUCAUGGAUACUGUAAAAUAAGAUGUGGUCUGUUUCUACUCAGUUCUACCAAAUAGGAAAAUUGUGUUUGACAUGUUUGCUAUGACUUUGGGAUUUCUUUCAUGGAAAACACCUUGGAUAACUGUAAGAAAACUCUUCCUUUACAUACAUAUGAUGAUGUUUAUGACUUAUUAUAUUGAAAUUCUAAUGUUCUCAAUAUAGGAGUGUUAAAAUUUAGAUGGGAAAUCUGAAUACUUUCAUUGGUCUAUUUAAUUUAUUAUGCCUAAGUCAACAUCUUGGGGGUGCUUUAUUUUCAGAAGAUUUACACUUGGGUUAAGGUUAUUAUUAUUUUAGUUCUGUGGAGUCUAAAAAUGUUCAAGCCUGACUAUGAUAGACAUGAAAUUCAAUUCCAGUUUUAGAGUGGUAAAGUAAGACUGCUUCUGAAUUCCAUGGAAGAAUAAGCCUUUGACCUUAUGUUUUGAUUUUUAAAUUUUUUUCUUGGUGCUGGGGAUGGAACCCAUGGCCUCAGACAUGCUAAGCAAGAGUCCUACAGCUGGGCUUUUCCUGCAGCCCAAGCAUUCAGUACAAACCUCAAUAUUUGUGUCUACAGACUUCCUACCAGGCGCCAGGAAUGCAUCUGGGCACUGGACCUGAGGGAUGCGUGAGAGAGACAAGCGUCUCUGUCCUCUUAUAGCUCAUAUUCUGGCAAGGGGAUUUUGUUGUGCUGAUUACUAAUACUCUGCCUGCAGGACUAUUUCUGGACGAUUUAAAAGAAAGUGUUUUUUAAAUGAGUAAAUUAAUUUAAUUUUCACAAACCAAAAACUUUUUUUAAGAGUUCACCACAGACUGUUUUUGUUUGUUUGUUUGUUUUGUUUUCUUGGAAUGGAAUCCAGGGCUUCAGGCAUGCUAGACACUUGCUUCACAGCUGGCACGCGCCUUCAGACUGUAACUAUGAAUUUGAAAGUGAAUUUACUGAAUGAGUUCUUUUUGUACAGCAUUGUGAUACUUGUGAACUGAGAAAUUAGCUCAAAAACCAAUCGCCCUAACAUAUAAAAUAUCGUAUCAGGCUUGGUAUCUCAAUAGGAAGUACUACAAAUGAAGGUUUUUUUUUUUUAAACACAUGGAUAUUGGUACAAACUGGAAUGAAAGGAUAAUUUAAUUUAGAUCUACUAAAGCACCUGCUGUGGACACUCCAGGGAACACUCAUUCUACUCUUGGGUAUGUGCGUGCACUUAACUGUAUUUCUUCGUGGUAAGCAUAUUUGGGGGGGGUGCUGCUGCUAAGAUACAAAUAGGCAAGAUCCAAAUGAAAUCUUGUCUCAUUUGAUGGGAAUGGUUUCUGGCAAACUAGGAAGGAUUAUUCAAAAUAAGUGGCUUUUUUAUUUUGCUCUAGGCUACUGUUAUUGUUUAUCUUUGUCAACUGUAUAGAACCAGUUACACUCAUGAUGUAUAGCACUGAGAAAGUAAGCAUUCAAAUUUCCCUUGGGCACUAAGGACAAAAUACCUUCAGUUAUUUUUUGUAGGUUAACGACAGUGUGUCUUCUCCUACAUAAACCUCCCCUGCUGGACACGGGGUGGUAGGGAAUUACUUGACCAUCCGGAAACACACUACUAGAAAGACUGUUAGCCAGCGUUUUAAUGAUGUGUAAAAUUUUUAUGAAACUUUAGUCUCCAUAACUAAACAAGCCCCUGAGUUUCCUAAACUGGACAAAAUUUGAGGUGAUAAGUACGCCUGGUCCAUGCAGCUGUUGCACACCUGCUCCUGCUAUAUGUACAGGGUAUAUAUGUCCUCACAGGGAAUGAACUGGAAUAGCAAUGUGUUACCAGGUGUAUGGAGCCUCACUGUGAAGGGUUGGCACGAACACUUUGGUGAUUGGUGCCCACAGAGAAAACUGGAAAGAGCAGAUCAGCACCAGGCCAUCUGUAGAUCACUUCAAAUGGGGAAAGUCUCUGUGUGCAUUUUGACUCUGUGGCGUUCUCUCUGUUCACGACUUUUGAAAAGGGAAGAGGGAAGCUUGUGGUGAGUGUUUUUCAAACAAGACCUUUCCAAGUAGGAUAAAAUCGAAGCUUUCUGAUGCAAACCUUAUCUAAUUCCCCUUGAAAUCGAAAGUCCUAAUACUGUUACUUUCUGUAAAUGUUGCAGGGUUUUAAAAUUUACAAUUAUUUUAAUAUUUUUGAUAACUAGGAAUCUAGUAUUGCCAUAAAGGAAACUAAGUGCCCAUUAAAAAUUUGUUUGGUAUAAAUAAAUGCUUUUUUUGGGGGGGUUUGUUUUAAAUGACAGUAAGCUACAAAUCAUGACGCUAAUCUGCAAAACACUUUCUAAUGAUGAACUUGUGUGGUAGUUGAUUGUGUGGUCUGCUUGUGGAGAGUGUAUGGAUGCUACUCAUUAAUAUUCUAGAAGAGAUUAAUAAUCAGCUAUGUUGUUCCAAUGAAUGUACAGCACUUCCAUUAACUUUUGAAAGCAACACAGCCUUAACCUCAGUGCUUUUGCUUUACGACGUGGGAUGUUCUGUCAUCAGCAAAGUGUGCGCUCCUAACAGUCUCUCUAUCAUUCCCAACCGUGCAGCCUUCUGAGCCUGCCCAUGAGCGUGAAGGUUGCUUGUUUCCACUUCAUUUCUUUGAAGAUUUUGUACAUUCCACCUUUACAGAUCUGUUUCAUACAUUUUGUGUAUAGAACACUGGUCUUGUGCUCUCUGCCAUCGAUUAAUAAUAUAGCCUCCUCCUAUGUUCUUUUAUGAAUCAAAAUGCUGACUGCCUAUUUAAACAGAAGAAUGGACGCUGUGCAUCAAUGUGUUUGUAUGUUCGUAGCUACAUACGUACCACAGUAUUUUGGAUGCUUUAGUCUAUAAUAAAACUUUAAAUUAAUUCUGUCUUGAAACACAGGAGAAACAAGAUUUGUGUGUAUAUUGUUACCAUGCACAAAAAUCUCAAAUCAUUAUAAUAAAGCUUGUUUUCUCCA
This is a messenger RNA of Mesocricetus auratus (golden hamster), 7441 nucleotides long. RefSeq names its product tripartite motif containing 2 (gene Trim2). Gene Ontology annotation, biological process: negative regulation of translation; proteasome-mediated ubiquitin-dependent protein catabolic process; protein polyubiquitination. The transcript has 12 exons. Gene Ontology annotation, molecular function: zinc ion binding; protein binding; ubiquitin protein ligase activity. Bases 787 to 3084 code for a protein of 765 amino acids. NCBI's taxonomy places the organism in Eukaryota, Metazoa, Chordata, Mammalia, Rodentia, Cricetidae. The record is from RefSeq and is a predicted model, not a curated record.